Molecule: messenger RNA, 1052 nt
Organism: Nylanderia fulva
Lineage: Eukaryota; Metazoa; Arthropoda; Insecta; Hymenoptera; Formicidae
Source: RefSeq, a predicted model, not a curated record
AAAAGUAAUAGUUUUCCUCAUCAAGACGAAGAUGAAGAUAAAGAAUCUGAUGAAGAUUCAGAAAAAGAUGUUCAAAAGAAUUUUCAAAAACCUCCAAUCCAAUAUAUUCCAAAAAAUAAGAAAAGGAAAUCAUAAGCGAAGUUGCAGCAGGUGUAUCAAACAGUUUUAAUAAUAGUGAAGAAAACAACAAUUUGAUAACAGUUCCUGAAAGUCUACCUCUGGAAUAUGGAGAUCUCUUUUCUCAGGAUUCAUUUCUAAUAUUAAAAGAAUUUGAGAAUGAGCCAAUAAACAAUAAUGUUAAAGAAUAUAAUAAUGAAACACAAGAUAUGUUUGAAGUAAAAGAUGAUGUAAAUAAUACAAAUCAAACAUCGACGCGACAAAAUGAAUUUGAUUCAUCUCAAUUGGAUAACAAGAAAAUAUAUCAAUUAAAAGAGAAACCAAUUAUUCGUAGUAUCGUUGAAACCAAUAUUAGGCUCGAUAAAAAUUAUGCACAUCCACAAACCAAUGUUGAAGGACGAAACAAACAACAUACACAUGAACAUCAUGACUUAUGUUGCACACCAUGUCGUACAGAUAUUCAAGCAAUUAAAAAAGCAAUAAAUUCUAUUUAUCUUCUUGUAUUGGAUAUAAGUGAAGGGCCUCGCAAUGAUACCAAUAAUCUGACCUUAAACUUGCCUAUUACGACAGAAAAGGAAUUAAACGAUAUUGAAAUAUUGCUGAAGGAAGAUGCUGUAGCUCGUUCACAAUAUAAAAAAAUGAUUAAAAACAUUGGUGGUACAACGUUUGAAAAGCAUGUACGAAAUGCUUUAACUGCAACCUUGAUUGAUCAAAUGGCAUAUAAAUGGACAGGACAAAAGAAUACGAUAAGCGUAAAAGAAAUGAAGUUUAUUGAUUUGAUAAUUGAAACCAUAAUUAAUUGUCGAACUGAUUCUACGAUUGAUAAAAUACAAGCCGUUAUUAAAUCAUGGUUACAACAUGCUGGCGAUCGUCUUCCUAAAGAAGGAACAAAAAAAAUAAAAAUAAUUUAAAAUAAUUUUUCGUAAAUCUAAUUU